CUUUGGUUCAGGUGUCAUUAUCAUUGUUUAUUUUUUCCGAGAGGCAAGGCAAAGCAAGGCAAGGCAAGAAAAAUCCAGGAUGUAUGGAUGAAUAAAAGAAAAUUCACGUUCUGAAGAAAUUUGCUGGAGUGAUUGUAAUUUACCUUGAGUGUGAAACAUGGCCAAAGUGACAGGGAAAAUAUUAAAAUAUAUAGGAGUCAUCAUGGCUAUCCUGCUGAAUGUGGAAACUCUCAAUUUUUCAGAAAUAAGUAUGGAUUUACAGUUUAGCUACACAGAUGAGCCAGUGCAUCAUAUAAGACGAAGAAGUGCAGAUCCAGUUGAAUACAUUAUGGUUGUGGAAAUGAAUGUAUCCGAAACUGUUGCGAUCAACAAAAUCAGAUCUUCUGUGACCACUGUUACACUUCCAGUUCAAGUGGACAAUGGUACUGAAAUUACAGCUUUGAACAUUUCAACAGUGUGUUCUUUCAAUGAAACGCAGUAUCAGUGUAAAUGUGAGGAUCUGUUUGUUUGGCCGAAUGACACGUGUCACUCAUACAAGGCCUGUGAUGACAUCAAUGAUGGUUCAUGUACAUGUAUCAAUGCCCUUCCAGUUGAUGGACAGUUCUGCGAAGAUAUAGAUGAAUGUCUGGUCAGUCCAUCUGUAUGUGGUCCAAAUUCCACCUGCACAAAUCAGAUGGGAAGUUACAGUUGCUUGUGUUCAAAUGGAUUCACUGCAACAAAUUCAAGUCUUCAUAUCAGCAUCAACAACACAUGUACAGAUAUAGAUGAAUGUCUGGUCAGUCCAUCUGUAUGUGGUCCAAAUUCCACCUGCACAAAUCAGAUGGGAAGUUACAGUUGCUUUUGUUCAAAUGGAUUCACUGCAACAAAUUCAAGUCUUCCUAUCAGUGUCAACAACACAUGUACAGAUAUAGAUGAAUGUCUGGUCAGUCCAUCUGUAUGUGGUCCAAAUUCCACCUGCACAAAUCAGAUGGGAAGUUACAGUUGCUUGUGUUCAAAUGGAUUCACUGCAACAAAUUCAAGUCUUCAUAUCAGCAUCAACAACACAUGUACAGAUAUAGAUGAAUGUCUGGUCAGUCCAUCUGUAUGUGGUCCAAAUUCCACCUGCACAAAUCAGAUGGGAAGUUACAGUUGCUUUUGUUCAAAUGGAUUCACUGCAACAAAUUCAAGUCUUCCUAUCAGUGUCAACAACACAUGUACAGAUAUAGAUGAAUGUCUGGUCAGUCCAUCUGUAUGUGGUCCAAAUUCCACCUGCACAAAUCAGAUGGGAAGUUACAGUUGCUUUUGUUCAAAUGGAUUCACUGCAACAAAUUCAAGUCUUCCUAUCAGUGUCAACAACACAUGUACAGAUAUAGAUGAAUGUCUGGUCAGUCCAUCUGUAUGUGGUCCAAAUUCCACCUGCACAAAUCAGAUGGGAAGUUACAGUUGCUUGUGUUCAAAUGGAUUCACUGCAACAAAUUCAAGUCUUCAUAUCAGCAUCAACAACACAUGUACAGAUAUAGAUGAAUGUCUGGUCAGUCCAUCUGUAUGUGGUCCAAAUUCCACCUGCACAAAUCAGAUGGGAAGUUACAGUUGCUUUUGUUCAAAUGGAUUCACUGCAACAAAUUCAAGUCUUCCUAUCAGUGUCAACAACACAUGUACAGAUAUAGAUGAAUGUCUGGUCAGUCCAUCUGUAUGUGGUCCAAAUUCCACCUGCACAAAUCAGAUGGGAAGUUACAGUUGCUUGUGUUCAAAUGGAUUCACUGCAACAAAUUCAAGUCUUCAUAUCAGCAUCAACAACACAUGUACAGAUAUAGAUGAAUGUCUGGUCAGUCCAUCUGUAUGUGGUCCAAAUUCCACCUGCACAAAUCAGAUGGGAAGUUACAGUUGCUUUUGUUCAAAUGGAUUCACUGCAACAAAUUCAAGUCUUCCUAUCAGUGUCAACAACACAUGUACAGAUAUAGAUGAAUGUCUGGUCAGUCCAUCUGUAUGUGGUCCAAAUUCCACCUGCACAAAUCAGAUGGGAAGUUACAGUUGCUUGUGUUCAAAUGGAUUCACUGCAACAAAUUCAAGUCUUCAUAUCAGCAUCAACAACACAUGUACAGAUAUAGAUGAAUGUCUGGUCAGUCCAUCUGUAUGUGGUCCAAAUUCCACCUGCACAAAUCAGAUGGGAAGUUACAGUUGCUUUUGUUCAAAUGGAUUCACUGCAACAAAUUCAAGUCUUCCUAUCAGUGUCAACAACACAUGUACAGCAAUAACAGCACCAUCAGCACCAUCAACACCAUCAACAACAGUUAUUGGAAUGUCAAUGACAAUAGAUCAGACUUUUGACAUCAGUCUUACUGACCCUACUAGUGAGAAUUACAAAUAUUUAUAUGGAAAAAUUGCACCAGUAAUCGAGUCAACUUAUUCGAGUAAGCUAGUUGGCUACAUUCCUUUUUCUGCCAAACCCACUGGUGUCAGGCCUGGUAGUGUUAUAGCAGACUACACAAUAAGUGCAACAUCCAACAACCUUGAUUUUACAGCAGCACACUCAGCACUCCCUGAGUCUCUAAAGAAGGAAGGAAUUGUUUUAGCUGAAAAUGCUUUUUCUCGAAGUGAACAAACAGAUUUCACAACAGGUCAUUUAUAUCCUUUGCAAAAGCUGGACCUGAACUGUAUACAACCAGACUUUGCAAAAGGACCAAUAAAAUGGAUAGUGAAUAACAAAGAUCCUGCACUGGACAACACAAGAUACACCCUUUCAAACAGCAAUAGCAUUCUCACUGUGAAAAACACUAGUGAAAGUGACAGUGGUCGAUACUCAUGCAUCAUACAAACGAAUACAAUACCGUACAUUCAGUGGCAAAACAUUAUUAUUCGACGCCCCACUAUCAUUGUGGGUGAUGAAAACCGUGUUUUUCCAUGUAAAGACAGCACUGUCCAACUGAGAUGUUCUGUUGAUGCUGGCUACAAUGUUGAGUGGGUCCUGAAUGGUGCAGUACAAACAUCAGUACCUGCAUCAGGCUCUGACAUCAUAUUAAACCAUCCUACUAAAAGUGGGGAUUGUAAGGAGGAAACCUUUACAUGCCGUCUCAAGGAUCUGCCGCAACUACUUGCGUACAGUUACAGCUGGAGCAGAGUCACAGUAAAGACAAGCACAGAAAAUUAUGACUGUAGAGAUGAAGAAAUUGGACUUGGAAAAACAAAUGAUGAAAAGACAGCAAUCUGUAGAACUGGCUUUAAAGGCACCAUAACUUACAGAUGUGAAUCACGUGGGUGGACACCAGUACAGGACAACUGUGUACUUGAAGUUAUCUUCAACCUUAAAAACACAGUUGAGACCUUGCUUGUGGUGGAGAUUCCAGGGUUUAUGGCUAACCUCAGUAGUGCCACCUCACAGAAUAAUGUUAAUAUAACACAGUCUCCUUCUACUGUCCAAACUAUUGUGGAUAUACUCUUCAAAAUUGCUGAUUUGUCACAAGCUACUUCAAUAAAUAGCAUAGUGAUGGAGAAUUACCUAAAAACAGUGAACAUCAUUGUAUCAGGUAAUGUCAGUGAUACAUGGAACACACUGAACAAAGGAAACACCACAGAAAAACCCAGCAUUCGACUUCUGCGCUCUAUUGAGAAGAUAAGUGACCGUCUCAAAGAUGAGUUUAAGAUUAAUGAAACAUCAAUUCAGCUGAACAGAACUACAAUUCAAAACUCAUUCAGUAUAACAUCAACACUGCCAAACUCGACUACGGAGAUUGUAAUACCACAGGUUCCUAAUGUGACUACUGUAACCAUCAUAAUCUUCACAACUCUUGACAAUGUCCUACCAGCUCGUACUAGUAAUAUAAAUGACACUAAUAAUUCUGUGCGCAUCAAUGGAGAUGUGGUUGUUGUUAAGGUGAACCAAGCAAUUAACAACAUUUCUUUUGCGUUUGACAUUACUAAUCAGUCUUUGGGAAAUCCUCAGUGUGUCUUUUGGAACUUCAGUCUUGACAGAUGGGAUUCCACUGGAUGUGAAGUAAAGCCCUCAGUGAACGAAACUGGCAAGAUUACAUGUGAAUGCGACCACACAACUUCUUUUUCAAUCCUAAUGUCACCGUUUUCCAUCGAUAACAAAACCUUAGCCUAUAUAACUUACAUUGGUGUAGCUAUUUCAAUGGCCAGCUUGAUUUUGUGCCUCAUAAUUGAGACUAUUGUAUGGAAGUCAGUGACAAGAAAAGACGAUUUUACCAGAAAUUCCUACACUUCCUACAUGCGACAUGUCUUCAUGGUCAACAUUGCCGUGUCCCUGCUUAUAGCAAACAUCUGUUUUAUCAUCGGAGCUGCAAUCACAGAUAAAGAGCAGCAAACCUCAGUGGGUCGCUGCAGUCCAGCGGUUUUCUUCAUGCACUUUUUUUACCUGGCUCUUUUCUUCUGGAUGUUGAUUUCAGCGCUGUUUCUCUUUUACCGUACAGUCAUGGUCUUGUCCCAAAUGUCAAGGUUCAGAAUGAUGGCCAUUGCCUUCAUAGUUGGUUAUGGUGCACCUUUGCUCAUAGCGGUCAUUACUGUUGCAUCGACAGCUGGACCUCAAAAGUAUAUUUCCCAAAAAGCGUGCUGGCUAAACUGGGAUGAAUCUAAGGCCCUGUUGGCAUUUGUGAUUCCAGCUCUCACUAUUGUAGCCAUAAACCUUGUGGUUUUGAUUGUGGUUCUGUAUAAGAUGUUGAGGAGAGGAGUUGGUGCUGCAACUCAACCAGAAAAUAAACAUGCCCUCAUGGUCAUUGCCCGAUGUGUGGCCAUAUUGACUCCCAUCUUUGGUCUAACAUGGGGAUUUGGAAUUGGAACCAUGGUGUCACCAGACUAUGGCGUUCAUGUGGUGUUUGCACUCCUCAAUUCACUGCAGGGAUUCUUCAUUUUGGUGUUUGGAACGCUUUUAGACAGAGGGGUCCGUAAGGCACUGGCAGAAAGGAACUUUAUCAGCUCUAGCCAUACCACGAGUACUAGUGCAGGACCAUCAUCUUCAAGCAGACAGGAUUUGUUGCGAAGAAAUGGGUACAACAUAUCAGCAGCAACAUCUUCAAACAUCUCCAGUGCCUCUAAUACAUAAUUAACUACUUCAUUAACUAUAGUCUACUUCAUUACCAAUUAAACAGCUUUUUCAAAAGUGCUUUGUACAUUGCAAAUAUCUGUAAACUGCCUUUUCUGUUACUGGUUUCUGGGAAGAACUGUUCUGAAGUCCUUUUUAAAAAAUCAGGUUAUAAUUAACAGUUUUGAGAUUUGAUAUGUAAUUAAGGGUGCAUUUUAAUGACAUGGCUGGUGGCAUGAUAAGAUGUGCUUUUAAUGGGUCUAAAGCAAUAGCUUUGUUUUUGUUUUGUGAAAUGUAUUUUUUGUUUGCCAUUUUCAAUGAAUCAGAUUUGCUGCACAGUUGGUGUCAUUAAAUAUAUCUUGUUCUAUGCUGUCUGAGGGGAAAAAAGAACUAAAUAAAAUUUUAAAUGUUACUGCUUUAACAAUAAUAAAAUGCCUUUGCAUUUAAUUUUAA
Molecule: messenger RNA, 5467 nt
Organism: Megalobrama amblycephala (Wuchang bream)
Lineage: Eukaryota; Metazoa; Chordata; Actinopteri; Cypriniformes; Xenocyprididae
Product: adhesion G protein-coupled receptor F5-like
Exons: 31
Coding region: 158-5035 (1625 amino acids)
Biological process (GO): G protein-coupled receptor signaling pathway; cell surface receptor signaling pathway
Cellular component (GO): membrane
Molecular function (GO): G protein-coupled receptor activity; calcium ion binding
Source: RefSeq, a predicted model, not a curated record